AGGAAGUGGAGUCGCGUAAGGCAUUCUGGGAUCGCGGAGGAGCAAACAUUGGCGGAAAGAUCAGAAAGGCGGCUGGGAGAGGCGCCAUGGCUGUGCUCCUGGAGACCACGCUGGGAGAUCUAGUGAUUGAUUUAUACACGGAGGAGAGACCGAGAGCUUGUCUAAAUUUCCUGAAGCUUUGCAAGACCAAAUACUACAAUUACUGCCUUAUACAUAAUAUACAAAGAGAUUUUAUCAUACAAACUGGAGACCCCCUGGGGACUGGUCGUGGAGGUGAAUCCAUAUUUUGCAAAUUGUAUGGUGAUCAAGCUAGAUUUUUUGAAGCAGAGAAAGUGCCAAGAAUUAAACACAAGAAAAAGGGAACUGUGUCAAUGGUAAACAAUGGGAGUGAUCAGCAUGGAUCUCAGUUUCUUAUUACUACAGGAGAAAACUUAGAUUAUCUGAAUGGUGUGCAUACAGUGUUUGGUGAAAUAACAGAAGGCAUGGAUGUAUUGAUGAAAAUUAAUGAGUCCUUUGUCGAUAAGGAUUUCAUCCCAUAUCAAGACAUCAGGAUAAACCAUACAGUGAUCUUAGAUGAUCCAUUUGAUGACCCCCCUGGUUUGGCAAUACCAGAUCGUUCACCAGAACCUACAAAAGAACAAUUGGAUAGUGGGAGAAUAGGUGCUGAUGAAGAAAUCGAUGACUUCAAAGGAAGGACUAUGGAUGAAGUGGAAGAAAUCCUGGCAGAGAAAGAAGCAAAAACACAGGCUAUUCUCUUGGAAAUGGUUGGAGACUUACCUGAUGCAGAUAUCAAGCCACCUGAAAAUGUUCUUUUUGUCUGCAAACUUAAUCCUGUGACAACUGAUGAAGACCUUGAAAUCAUAUUUUCCCGAUUUGGUUCGAUAAAAAGUUGUGAAGUGAUUCGAGAUUGGAAAACUGGUGAAUCUCUCUGCUAUGCCUUCAUUGAGUUUGAAAAGGAAGAAGAUUGUGAGAAAGCUUACUUUAAGAUGGACAAUGUCUUAAUAGACGACAGGCGAAUACAUGUUGAUUUUAGCCAAUCUGUUGCAAAGGUGAAAUGGAAAGGAAAAGGUGGGAAAUACACCAAGGAUGAUUUCAAAGAAUAUGAAAAAGAUCACAACAAAACUUCUAAAUUAAGUCUGAAAGAGAAAGCAAAACCCAAGCAAGACUCCAAAUAUGAUCUUGUGCUGGAGAAUGAAGAGGAGGAAGCCAGAACCAGCCACAGGCACUCUGAUAAAAAGAGGAAGCAUUACUAUUCAGACAACACCGAUGAGGAGGAGGAGAAGAGGAACAGAAAAACCAAAGUAUUAAAUGAGCCUGGCCGAAGGCACAAAGAAGAAUGCAAUAGGGAGAAAAGAAAAAGCGGCAAGCGAGAGAGAUGCCAGAGCCAUUCUCGGGAGAGAGAAAGCCACCACAAAAAGUCUAAAGACAAGCAUUCCGAGGAAGCCUGGGAAAGAGACCACGAUGAAGAGAAAAAGUCAGAAAGGAAUCCCAAAAAGUCCAAAAAUAAGGAAAAGUCCAAAUAUAAAUAAGGACAUUCUUGGCAUUUAUCUGCCUUAGAAACUGCCAAUGCAUUUCCUUCCAGAAGAUCUUCAAGCUCCCUCUGAUUCUGCCUCAUGGAGUUCUGUGGGAGGAUAUCUUCAUUGGGUGGAUUCUACUGCUAUGUUUGUUGCCUUUUAAAAACUGCAGGUUGUAGAGAAAUUAAGAGAAAUUCAUGCUACAGUACAGUAACCAAGAGUCUGCAGCGUUUGGGUAAUUACGAAUAGCAGUCUGCUGCUGUUCCUGCCAGAAAGGAAUUCUAAAUCACUUUUAACUCUAAAAGGAGUUAAUAUGGAGGACAUUAUUCAAGACUGGAUGAAUUUACUUCCCUUUUUCUCAUAGGAAACUGCUAAUGAGUGAAGCAUGUACGGUUACAUGGAUGAGGGAGAUCUGGUUUUUGUUGCAAGUUGAGGCUUCCCUGUAGUAUUUAUACAAAUAGAAAAUAUUGAAUUUUUAUAUAUAAAAAUAUAGAAAUAUAUACUGUUACAAUACAUAGUUCAUCAUUCAUGCUAGCCCAGGAGUAGGCAACCUUGGCUCUUUUAUGACUCGUGGACUUCAGCUCCCAGAAUUCCUGAGCCAGCAUGGCUCAGCUUGGAAACCUCUCCCUUUCCCCUCAGCAUGGCUGGCUCAGGAAUUCUGGGAGUUGAAAUCCCCAAGUCAUAAAAGAGCCAAGGUUGCCUAUCCCUAUACUAGUCCAUACAAUUGGUACUGUUAAGAGUUCAUCUUGCUGAAGUGGCUCUAAAUACUUGUCGUUUCAGAGAGAAAAUGAGAAGUCUCACUUUGCACUAUAGCAGUGUACAAUAUUGAUACAUCUAGAUUGCCACAAAAGAACGACUGUCAUUUUGUACUAGCUGCAAUAUCUCCAUGCAAAUCUUUUAGUUUCACUGCCAUCUAAUAUAGCAACAUUAAUCUAUUUCAGCAAAUAUAUCAGUAAAUCUAUAUCAGUUAGGAAGCUGUAGCAAAUCCUGUGGGUUUUGUAUUUGGAUUCAGUUUUUUUUAAAUGUAGCUUUGUUUGGUAAUGUAAAAUUGUACAUUCUUAAUAAAAAAAGCUAUCAGCCCCCCAUA
Crotalus tigris (Tiger rattlesnake) is the source of this 2601-nucleotide messenger RNA. RefSeq names its product peptidylprolyl isomerase like 4 (gene PPIL4). The coding region runs from base 87 to 1529 and encodes 480 amino acids. The record is from RefSeq and is a predicted model, not a curated record. Gene Ontology annotation, biological process: protein peptidyl-prolyl isomerization. Gene Ontology annotation, cellular component: nucleus. Lineage: Eukaryota; Metazoa; Chordata; Lepidosauria; Squamata; Viperidae. The transcript is spliced from 13 exons. Gene Ontology annotation, molecular function: RNA binding; peptidyl-prolyl cis-trans isomerase activity.